Molecule: messenger RNA, 873 nt
Organism: Ilex paraguariensis (yerba mate)
Lineage: Eukaryota; Viridiplantae; Streptophyta; Magnoliopsida; Aquifoliales; Aquifoliaceae
Source: the annotation of a GenBank genome assembly
AUGGAGUCCAAAGUUUCUGUGGAUGAUAAAGCAGAGAAAUGGAUAAAACACUACAGCAGUUCUCACAAGAUUUUGCUUGUCGGGAAGGGAGAUUUCUCCUUUUCAGCAUGCUUAACUGAAGCAUUUGGAUCUGCCUCAAAUAUGGUUGCCACCUUUCUUGACUCUAAAGAGACAUUAGGGGAAAAGCAUCCUACUGCAGUGACCAACCUAAAGAAACUGGAGGACUAUGGGUGCAACAUUGUGCGUGGAUUGGUCGCCUACCCCAUGAGCCAACACCCUCUACUCAAUCUGAAAACAUUCGACAGAAUUGUAUUUAAUUUUCCUCAUGCUGGUUUCCUCUUGUCUAAACACAGCAAGCUCCUAACAAAAGGUGGAGAAGUGCACGUGACUCACAAGACAGCACAUCCUUUCAGUAUGUGGGAGAUAGAGAAGUUAGCAAAGGAGGCUGGGUUGCACUUGGUUGAAGAAGUAUACUUCACCACACGGGAUUACUCGGGUUAUGAAAAUAAAAGAGGAUAUGGGUAUAGAAGCAAUGAUACCUUCCCUGUUAGACAACGCAGUACAUUCAAAUUUUAUAAGCGAUGAUGUCCAGCUAUCUCUCUUUGGCUUAAUUAGUUAUCCUAAUCAAGAUCUCUUUAAGUGAUCAUCAGUAUUAGAGAUGAUUUCACAUCAUGAGCUUUAAAAAAUGGUAAGGGACUCAAAAAGACAAACCGAUAUUAAAAACAAGAAAUUUCAGGUCAAUCAUGGAUCUUAUGCACUAGAUCGAGUAAUUCUACUUGAACUUAAAAUGUUAACUUAAUCAGUAAUUAUUAUUGAUUUAACUGAGAGUCCCAGUAUUUAUUGAAACUCUCUACAUAUUUAAUAAUUGUGAUU